Messenger RNA from Cygnus atratus (black swan), 1871 nucleotides. RefSeq names its product transmembrane 4 L six family member 1 (gene TM4SF1). Gene Ontology annotation, cellular component: membrane. NCBI's taxonomy places the organism in Eukaryota, Metazoa, Chordata, Aves, Anseriformes, Anatidae. The transcript is spliced from 11 exons. The record is from RefSeq and is a predicted model, not a curated record. The coding region runs from base 1187 to 1744 and encodes 185 amino acids.
UAGUAUAAAAUCUUGGGCAUUAGGGUAGUUGUAUGCUCAUUGCAGAUAGCCCCAUGCUAUCCAAAGAAAAUCCCAUGGAGGCAAGGACAUUACAUGCUACUGCUGCUAUCAGACUAUGAACACAUAUUUUAGGUCACAUGUCUUGGCUAGAGUGUGGAGGGAGGACAGAAUGCCCCCUACAGCUUCUCCCAGCCUCUUUGCCUCUGAAGUUCUUCCUUUGCUGUUGCAGCUUUUGCAAGCUUAAAUAAUUUUGCAAUCUAUUCCUGCUUUCAGAGCAUUCAUGUGAGGGGUGCAUUCUUCAUAUUCCUCUAUCUCUGCCAAAUCACCUUGCAGUAGUGAAUUUAGCAUUAGGUACAGCAACAAAUUGGUUGCUCUGUAAAUAGACAUCCAGAUGGUAUAAGGGACAAAGCUGUGGGAUGAUGGUCUUGAUGUAAACCUACUAGGAUUUGAUUCCUGAUGAACUGAUCUGCUCACUCAUCUGUUUUUGCAAUUAAAGAAACAGCUUGCUUCUGUAUAGUCCCUGCCCUUGGUGUCUCGAUGUAGAAGGACCUAGAUUCUGUACAAGGUCAGGGGAGAAAAGAGUUUUUUCAUCCUGAAGUGUGUGAAUGUUUGGGAAACACCUCCAGAUGGAGAAGGAAUUACAGCUUCGAUGACCCUAAACAUUAUGGAGAAUUGUAAUGUUAAAGAUAUGGCUUUUAUAUCUAGUAAGAAUUUUGAUAGGCAUGUGUUUGGUUUUUCACAUCUGGCCAACUUUAAAAGUACAAUUCAGGAACAGAAAAAUUAAUCUGAAAAAGUUUUCAGCUCUUUGCAGUUCAAAGAAAAUCUUUACUGAUGCCCACUCAGAAGUCAUGACUUUAACUGCACAGCGAAUAGUUUUCUACUAGCAUGGAUUAUAAUAAUACAACUGAGUUAUAAUAAUACAACUGACUACUACUACACAUGCAGACUGGAACCAUGAAAAUCAGCUUCAGUGAUGCAUUCUCAAUCUUUGCUGACCCUGACCAAGUUCUUGUACCCACCAGAAAAAAAGUCUGUCCAAAACCUAAGCUAAGGAAGAUGAAGAAUUAAAUUCUCCCUCUCUAGUAGUCACUAAGAAUACCUUGCACCAAGGAAAUAUCCAUACCACACUAUCCUUCCUGCCCUAGUGACUGCUGCAAACAGUGAGAAACCUCUGUGCUCCUUUAACAUGAUGGGAGGAUUCAGGCAGCCCCAAGGACAGGUGCAGGUACUCAUUCCAGCUGCAGUAUUCAUUGGGCUUCACAAUGAUGACUGCUGUGGGUGCUUUGGCCAUGAGAACUGUGGGAAAAGCUGUGCGAUGCUCUCCUCAGUUCUGGCAGCCUUUGUUGGGAUCCUUGGUUCUGGAUACUGUAUAAUCAUUUCAGCACUGGGCUUGUCUCAUGGACCAUAUUGUUAUACUCAUGUAGAAAGAAACUGGGUCUAUCCUUUCACUGAAUCUUCUGGAGGGUACCUGUUUGAGUAUAACAAGUGGUCUAAAUGUCAAGAACCUCAAAACAUCGUUCAGUGGAAUGUCACUCUCUUUUCCAUUCUUCUUGUCCUGGGAGGAAUAGAGUUCAUCCUGUGCUUCAUACAGAUAAUCAAUGGCAUUCUUGGAGGAGUAUGUAGGCUGUGCUGCAGUCAUGAGGAGUUUCCAGCUUCCCAACUAUGUGUGGUAUUUCGAAGGGAUCUGUUUCUCAGGUGUGAUGAUCCUUCUCUUGGCAGUAAUUCUCAUAGCUCUGGAGUGUAGUGUGUUCCAUCAGCGCUGCCAGAGUGAGAGCUGUAAUAAAACCUACAGGAGUUUUAUUUCAAUUGUGUUAGCCCUGCUUGGAGUUGCUUUCUCUGGAUACAGUUGCAUCAUUUUUACCUUGGGGUUG